Diatraea saccharalis (sugarcane borer) is the source of this 753-nucleotide messenger RNA. NCBI's taxonomy places the organism in Eukaryota, Metazoa, Arthropoda, Insecta, Lepidoptera, Crambidae. The record is from the annotation of a GenBank genome assembly.
AUGGGUGGGGAUGGGGGCGCGAGACGUAUACGCUGCCGUCGUCGCCUGCGCAUGGGCACGCUCGCGUUGGGCGCACUACUCACCAUGCAUUGCAGGGUCACCGCCUCCGCUGUCACUGGAGGCUUUUGUAUCGGCAUUGCUAUUUGUAUAAACGCCAUAAUCAGAGCUAUAACUUGUUGCACUAUGGCCUCAAUGUCGGCGGUGUAUGUUUUGCACUCGGUGUCCGAUGCUCGGCUACCAUUCACAUAUUGCAGCGUGGAAGUAGUUCAUUUACAACCAGAUUUAAGUGUGAAAAAUUCUAAUGUGGUUUUGAUAUUAAGCCUUAUAGUUUCCUGGCUCAUAUUAUGGGGAGUUAUGAUCAGUGAAAAAAUUUCACACGACAGAAUUACAGGUGACGCUUUGGAAGUGGCCAUGUAUAUACAUGCGGCAAGUAUAGGCACGGAAAUAAUACAUGGGAAAGGUCUCAACCACUACGGUAUAGUAUUUUUAAGUUUUACUUUCUUUUUCAUCGUCAUGUGGCUCUUAUAGCACGGUCGCUGAACGCAAAGAAUUUCGUACAUUGACCCAGCACUACAUAUCUCCUUCAGUCGUGCACGAAAUAAUAGUUCACAACGCGUUGUGGUUGAAUAGCAUGUCAGCUACGACACAAAUUUUGAUUGAACCAUAUUUGAUUACGACUAGAGUUGCCAGGUGUAACAUCGGUAUCACGAUACUCAACUCGAUGUCACGACACUCACAUUGAUGUCUCAUUAG